UGAGGCUGAACGGGGCCCCACACAGGCCGCGGCGGCUGGCUCGGGCCCCUAAGGUCCCAGCAGCGGCUGGAGGAGGAAGCCAAGCGGCUGAGGAGAAGGGGAGGCGGAGGAGGCCGAGGUGGAGCGCCACUCGCGGAAAACUCUCUUCCCCGGCUCAGCAGGGAAAGGUUCCUAGGAGGCGAGUGUGGACGGUAUGCAAAGUUGUGAAUCCAGUGGCGACAGUGCGGAUGACCCUCUCAGUCGUGGCCUGCGGAGAAGGGGACAGCCUCGUGUGGUGGUGAUCGGUGCUGGCUUGGCUGGCCUGGCUGCGGCCAAAGCACUUCUGGAGCAGGGCUUUACAGAUGUCACUGUGCUUGAGGCGUCCAGCCGCAUCGGGGGCCGUGUACAGAGUGUGAAACUUGGACACGCUACCUUUGAGCUGGGAGCCACGUGGAUCCAUGGCUCCCACGGGAAUCCUGUCUAUCAUCUAGCAGAAGCCAAUGGCCUCCUGGAAGAGACGACUGAUGGAGAGCGCAGUGUGGGCCGCAUCAGCCUGUACUCCAAGAAUGGCGUGGCCUGCUACCUCACCAACCGUGGCUGCAGGAUCCCCAAGGAUGUGGUUGAGGAAUUCAGUGAUUUAUACAACGAGGUCUAUAACUUGACCCAGGAGUUCUUCCGGCAUGGUAAACCAGUUAACGCUGAGAGUCAGAACAGCGUGGGGGUGUUCACCCGAGAGGAGGUGCGCAACCGCAUCAGGGAUGACCCUGAUGAUCCAGAGGCCACCAAGCGCCUGAAACUCGCCAUGAUCCAACAGUACCUGAAGGUGGAAAGCUGUGAGAGUAGCUCGCACAGCAUGGAUGAGGUGUCCCUGAGCGCCUUUGGGGAAUGGACUGAGAUUCCUGGUGCCCACCACGUCAUCCCCUCGGGCUUCAUGCGGGUUGUGGAGCUGCUGGCUGAGGGCCUCCCAGCCCACGUCAUCCAGCUGGGGAAACCCGUCCGUUGUGUUCACUGGGACCAGGCCUCAUCCCGCCCUCGGGGCCCUGAGAUUGAGCCCCGGGAUGAGGGUGACCAUAAUCAUGAUGCCGGGGAGGGCAGUCAGGGUGGAGAGGAGCCCCGGGAGGAGAGGCAGGAUGAGGAUGAGCAGUGGCCAGUGGUGGUGGAGUGCGAGGACUGCGAGGUGAUCCCGGCAGACCAUGUGAUCGUGACCGUGUCACUGGGCGUGCUCAAGAGGCAGCAUGCCAGCUUCUUUCGGCCAGGCCUGCCCGCCGAGAAGGUGGCUGCCAUCCACCGACUGGGCAUCGGCACCACUGACAAGAUCUUUCUAGAAUUCGAGGAGCCCUUCUGGGGCCCUGAGUGCAACAGCCUACGGUUUGUGUGGGAGGACGAGGCGGAGAGCUGCACGCUCACCUACCCGCCCGAGCUUUGGUACCGCAAGAUCUGUGGCUUUGAUGUCCUCUACCCUCCUGAGCGCUAUGGCCAUGUGCUGAGUGGCUGGAUCUGUGGGGAGGAGGCCCUUGUCAUGGAGAAGUGUGAUGACGAGGCAGUGGCCGAGAUCUGCACAGAGAUGCUGCGGCAGUUCACAGGGAACCCCAAUAUCCCAAAGCCUCGGCGAAUCCUGCGCUCGGCCUGGGGCAGCAACCCCUACUUCCGGGGAUCCUAUUCAUACACACAGGUGGGCUCAAGUGGGGCAGAUGUGGAGAAGCUGGCCAAGCCCCUGCCGUACACGGAGAGCUCCAAGACAGCGCCUAUGCAGGUGCUGUUCUCAGGUGAGGCCACGCAUCGCAAGUACUAUUCCACCACCCAUGGUGCUCUGCUCUCUGGCCAGCGUGAGGCUGCCCGUCUCAUUGAGAUGUACCGAGACCUCUUCCAGCAGGGGACCUGAGUGCCUCAUUGCUGCCGAGCGUGUUCCUUAAAGAACCACUAACUCGUGACUGCCAGCCCUGCCCCUCGCUGCUGUGUACUCCUCACUUCUGAAUCCUCUGUAGAAUGGAUUUGUAUCUUUUGUAGAGCUAGACAUCUGACUGGCUUCAGACCUGGCCCUGUAGCUUCUUCUUUUCUCCUUCCUGGGUGGCGACCAGGGUGGGGUCCGUUGAUUUACCUCUGUGCUCUGAUC
This is a messenger RNA of Budorcas taxicolor (takin), 2092 nucleotides long. It is a transcript of the gene SMOX, whose product is annotated as spermine oxidase. Bases 194 to 1861 code for a protein of 555 amino acids. Gene Ontology annotation, molecular function: polyamine oxidase activity. The record is from RefSeq and is a predicted model, not a curated record. Lineage: Eukaryota; Metazoa; Chordata; Mammalia; Artiodactyla; Bovidae. The transcript has 7 exons.